AGCCGUUUCGGCUCCGCGGCCCCGCGGGACCGCGGCCCCGCCCAUGGUCGGCCGAGUCCGCGCGAGCGUCGCCCGGGGGCGGCACACCGCCCGGGAGCAGGCCCCUCUGCGGGAGCAGCUGCUGAGCACCGCCGGGCGCGAGCCCCUGCCGGUCGCCGCGUCGAAGAAGGACUUGUAUGGCUCGAAGACGAUUGGGCUCUAUGGCGGGAUCAUGCUGCUCAUCAACAAUCUGGCCGGGCCCACGGUGUCGCUGAUGCCGUCGCUGACGCAGGAGGCGGGCUGGAUGGCCGCGGUCACGGCGGAAGUCGCCAUUGCGAUGUUGGCCGCUGCGUGCGGCUUCAUGAUCCUGGCCGCUAUGCGCGCCAUCCCUGGCAACAAGGAUUUGGAGCUUCGGGUUGAGUACAUCGACGUCGUGAGGUUCUACAUUCCAGGUGCUUGGGCUGUCCUCGUGACCCUUUCCUACAUCGGGUAUCUGGUCAUGACUUUGAUGGCUUGCAUCAUCCAAACAGCACAGGUCAUUGACUAUGUUUUCACUGACGCGCUGGGGUCUGCAUACGGCCUACAGCUCUGGCCAACGCUGCAAGUGACGUCAGGCGUCUCCACGGGUUCAGAUACUCCCUUCUCCGAUGACGUAUUCGUGUUCUCGUUUUCAUUCAUUGUCGUAGCUGUGGUUUGUGCGCCAUUUGCCCUGAAGAAUCUCGAUGACAAUAUCACAUUGCAGUGGAUUGCAAACAUCGGCUUCUCCGUGAUUGUGGCCGUAUGGCUAUGUUUUUUCACCAGCACGCCAGAGUUCCCUAUGCCAAUUCCCGUAGCGACCAGUUCUCAAUUUGGGUUGGUCAACACUUUGUUCUUCAAUUUUGCAAUGGCUACAUCGGUUCCUUCUUGGGCAAAUGAGAAGUUACCAGAUGUAUCUGCGUCGGUCAGCUUUUCGGCGUCUCUGGGUUUCGUGGUCAUAAUAUAUUCUGCUAUUGGGAUUGUUGGUGCGAUGGCUUUCCACCCUUACUUUCAAACGGACCAAGAUCUCUUCAGCAAGCUGAACGACUCUGGAUCCCUGCCCCUGCAAGCGACUGUCAGCUUAUAUCCUGUGCUUCAGAAUUUUACAUCGAUUCCUGUCUUCUCAAUCAUGAUCAGGUACAACCUGCUAAAGCUGGACCUCUUCGAGAAGCGAACGGCCACCUUGCUGGCCGUUGGGCUGCCCUGGGUGCUCAGCAUAUUUCUCUACACAGGCAGCGGCUUUCAGGAUGUGUCAAACAUCGGCGGCAUUGUCUUCUCGCUCCUGAUCAACAACGUCAUCCCCGUCGUCGUUUACCUCAAGUCCACCUGGAAACGCAGCAUCGCGCUGACGGUGCAGCGGUGCUCGUCCGCGAAGGUGUCGGCAGACGCGGCCUCCCCACCCUCCGCCGAGGUGGGCGCCGGCCUGGUCGUGGCCGUCGCUUUCGCCGAGGAGGGGCGAGCGGCAAGGCGUUCUGGUGAUCCCGCAGGCCUCGCUGCUGGCCGGGCUCAGCGAGGACGGCACGGACAUCCUGUACCAGAGCUGGGCCAACGAGGUCCAGGCCUGCCGAACGUUCGAGGCGUUCGUGGGCGCGCUGAGAGCCGUCGCGCAGGAGCUCCACGCCGAGCACGUCGCCCCGUCCGACAGCGGCUCCGCGGAGCCCUCGGCGCAGAGGUGCGGCGGAGGCCCGGAGCGAGGGGCGGGGCCGCUGGAGGUGCUGCAGGGCACCCUCGUGGCCGCACUGUUCACGGACCUGGCCGUGCCCUCGAGCCCGGGGCCGCAGGCGGCGCCCGCCAGGCAGCCCGUGCUGCCGGAGGUGGCGACGGGCGGCUUCCGCAGCCUCGGCGGCUCCAGUGCGAAGCGGGGGCCCUUGCGAGGCUGCUGCAGUCCCAGACCCCCUCGCGUUGUGCAAAAAUCCCGACGGGAG
Prorocentrum cordatum is the source of this 1919-nucleotide messenger RNA. The record is from the annotation of a GenBank genome assembly. Lineage: Eukaryota; Dinophyceae; Prorocentrales; Prorocentraceae.